Paramuricea clavata is the source of this 6098-nucleotide messenger RNA. NCBI's taxonomy places the organism in Eukaryota, Metazoa, Cnidaria, Anthozoa, Malacalcyonacea, Plexauridae. The record is from the annotation of a GenBank genome assembly.
CAUGUGAUUUGCAUCAGUCAAGUUUCAACUUCAAUUCUUCAAAAUUAUUGGGGUGUUUGUUCGUUUAUUUCGUUUUUAUCCAUGUUCUGGGAGCUAGAAAAAUCCUCUAGUUUAUGGCGAAUCGUGCCAAAAGUUGGGAAACGUUGAAAUGAUUCACAAAACUAAAUGGAUUCAUUGAUAUUGUCUUUGAAAUAUUUGACUCAUAUUUCGUACUUGACGUUUCACGUUUGUUGACAUUGUGACCUGGGGUUUGUUAAGAAAUUUGAGCAUUUCGAGAAAGAAUAUGGUUGUGAAAUCUACGGAGGAGAUAUCUUCAGAUUUUGAUAUCGGACAGUUUUUAAACUCCUAUGAUUCAUUAAAAGGACAGGUCAAUGAAUUAAAUGAAAUUCUUCAAGCAACGAACGUACUAAGAAGGUGAGUUGCCCCAUGAAACAACUGAAGGAAGUAAAGUCAAACUUAGUAAAAGUGGGUUUCAGUUAAUUGCGUUACAGGGUAACAGAUGGUUGACAUAAUAUAGCCUACAUAGCUGACACCUGGCGGGUUUCCUCAACCCCAACCAUUCAAAACAGCCAGCCCUGACUGGAAAGUUUGGAAAUUGCGCAACCGAGAUUUCAAAAAUUUAAUAGUAAAUAUAUUUAUAAAAUAACAUGUAUAUAACGCGUGCUCUGAUUGGUCGAAACCCGUGUUUGGAUCAGGCCAUCCAAACACGGAAACCAUAAAGUAAUUGUAUAAGGAAACAUAAAAAUUGUGCACCCAAUAUCUUGGUUUGUGCGAUACAAACUUUUCACACUGGCAGCCAGCUGCGCAGGUUAACAUGAUAGGACCCAUGUAUUUAUUCACCAUUUAAAAAUUACUGUUAGGUGGGACGUACCAUCAGUGUCAUUUCUUUGCUGUGUGUUUGUGAUGACAUUAUGCAUCAGCUUUCCUGGUAUGUACACAUUUCAAACAUUUAUUUAUUUAUUUAGCUUUUGCCAACUAGGGCAGGGUCACCACAACAACAUAUGCCAUUUACAGUGGGCCCCUUUUACCUAACCCACGCUGUCAACUUUCCCUGUGGGAGGAAACCGGAGUAGUACCGGAGAAAACCCAUGACUUUCAGCAGAGCGUUGACUUUUACUCUUCACAUGAGGACUGGGUUCGAGUCGCAUUGAGACCCUCGGAGGUGAAAGGCAAGUGUGCUAACCAUUUUGCCAGCAAAGCCCCAUAACUCUAGAUAUUUGGCUGCUAGGCUGAUGAUCAACACAGUUUUCCGUGCUUCAGAUAAUUAUAUGCAUGCGUGAUAAACUUCAGAUAUGAUAAUAUAUUAAAAAUAUUCUGAUAAAUCAGGCAUGAAGAUACCGCAUGGAUUACAAUUGGGUUGCAAAAUCUAUGUACAGUAAUUUGUUCAAGCAUUGUAUUUAUUCUGAAGAGUAUCGUGAGUGAUAGUGGAAUUAAUGUUACUCAAUUAUUUAAUUAAAAAUAAUAUUCAUUUUAAAAAUUUUGACAUUAGUUGUAUUUGCAUAAAUUUAUUGUAAUCAAAGAUAUAUUAAUAUUCUUUGUUCUACUUCAUUGUUAUUUGACACAUAACUUGUACAUCUGGUAUACAUUAUAUUGCUUCUACCCAGCUCUCCCCGAAAGAAUGCUGAAAAUAUUUCCAAUACUUUACCUGGUUUCUGUCAUCAUCUUCAAUCAUGAAAAACCUCCUUUUGUAGAAUUUCUGUUUGCAUUUUGUCUCUCACCAAUUCUGCUGGUGAUUCUUGUGACGUAUGUAAAGAGUUUAGGAGAAUCAAAACAAGUGAGGCAUAUUGUUGUCAUGGCAGUAGAAAGCGAGGAAGAAAGCCUGGUAAGAUUAUUAGUUGCCGGCGCCCUCCCCUUGACGAAUAAAAUUGUCUGGCAUUAGACAGAGUAAAAGUAUGGUUCUGAACUAUUGUCUGUCCUGGUAUGGAUACUGGGUAAUGAGAUCUCACUAUCCAGUCCAGAUAUCCAGCCGGUAUAUACUGUAUGAUAUCCGGUGCAUCCCUACUUUUUAAAUUUGCAAACAUUGUAUAUCUCCAUAGAAACGUAAACAAGAGAUUAUUGAAAGAUCAAGAAGAGAUUUAAGAAGAUUUGUGAACGUGUAGGUACACUGGUUGUCUCUUUUUCUUGGCAGUUUAUCGUCUGAGUGUUAUUGGGUAUAUUUUAUCUGUUUUUAUUUCAACAAUAGUUUGUGUGAAAUCCAACAAUUCAUGGAGGUGGUAUAUGGCAAACUAAUGUUCAUACAGAGGUAACUAAGAUUUCCCCUUUAAAAAUCAUGUUUUUUAAACCUUGUUUUAGACAGCUACACAACUUGUAAUGCAACAUAACAUGAUUUUGGGUGGCAAAUGCUUAUAGAGCUAAAUAACAUAAAAAAACAUACACAACAUCCAUGAGCUUGUUGUGGGUUUUUCUCCCACAAAGAAGUUUUGGUAAUACCACAUGAAAUUAAUAAAAUAUAAUCAUUAUUAUAACUUUUAGCCUGUUUUUGUGGAAGGAUCCGCAACUAACCAUAAGGUCAGUGUCUUCUUAUCAGAACUAUCGUGAUAUUAAAUUAAAGUAAUUAAAAUGCUAAAUGUUACGAUAAACAGUUUUUUAAAAUGAAACAUUUUGUGCUAAUUUUAGAUUUCUUGUAUGUAUUUUCGUGCUGAUGUUGCUUUUGAGCUUUGUGCCAUUGUCUCUUUUUUUCCUGGCAUCUUUUCUCUAUAUCUUGUUAAAUAAUGAUGAAUUCAGGAAGGGUAAGAAUGACAAAAGAAUGUGAUUAUUAUUAUUCAUUUCCAUUAUAUUAAUUUCUAUUAUGAUUCUUUGAAGAAUGUAUAGUAUAACAUAUGCGCCCAAUUUUCGAAUUGUCAAAACUGUAAACCUAAGUAGUAUUUUACAGAUUCUGGUUUAUGCUCUUCCUUUGUGAUGCAAUGCAAACAAAUUUAUGUGCACUCCUUACUAGCAGUGACUUUCUAUUUUUUAGUUGUUUCUGAGAAUUUAUCCGUUUUUAUGCCAAAUGUGCAGGGUAAAAUAUACGGCGAAAAAGAUAAUGAAGACAACAAUCCUUUGGAGUGUGUAAGUUCUGUACAUGUGUAUUCAUAAUAUAAACUUCAAGAUGUUCUUGAGGAAACGCCACAGCUGCUUUCCAUUUAAUGUCCAGAUCUUCUGUCUCUGUAUUUAUUAAUAUAGUAACGGCAAACCUGCAGACAACUUAAUAGUUGAUGCACUUUAUAUUACGUGAAUUUGAAAAUUUCGUAUUAAUUUAAUAACAAUUAACAUUAAUUUACAGUAUAUUAUAUUAUAUUUUAUAACCGAGUAUUUACAAACUGUUUAAAACGUGCAAUAUUUCGUGUAGUAUGAUGCUGGCAGUAUUGUUGAAAGUGAGAACAGUUCAUUUGAAGAUGAGACGAGUGGCAGUGAUGAAGACAGUAUGGACAAGAACAAUGUAAGCUUUACCGACUUAUUCACAAAACUGAAAUAUGUCUUCAUCACAAAGCUUACGAGUUUUAAAGAAAGCAUUUUGUCUUAUAGGCCGUGCAUGACCACCUAUAAAAUUCAAACGUGGCCCUGCACAUGGCGGUUGGACGGCCGCCUGAAAUUCUACAAAAACAUUGGGCUUUUGCCUAACACUUAUUGUGGCAUAACAAUGGUGCAUCGAUUCACGAUUUAGUGAUUGGAAUGUUCCAUUUUCUUUUGAUUGUUUUGAAAAUUCCACUGUUCUCCAUGUCAUCCAGUCAUGCAUCGGUGGUCAUUGAUGCAUACAAUCUUUUGUGCAUUUUCUUCUUCGUUGCUCACAGACAAUGGAUCGUAGAACAUCGCCGAUUAAUGAGAAUCAGGCUUAAGCAAAGGGCGUGUUAUGCCGAGUUGAUAACCGUUUCCUAAGUAUCUCACUAGGCGAGACCUUAAUAAUUUAUUACUACUGCCCAUGCAAGUGUUCAUGAAACAAAGAAGUGCUUUCUUGCUCUUUCUAGGUUGGCCAAAGUCCAGAAAAACGCUCAAGUAAGGAUUUCAUUAGUCUUGUUGGAUUUAUAUACGUAUCAUUUGCUAAUUACAGUUUAUAUAUCGAAAGGCGCAACCGUGAAGUAAUAUAAUAUAAGCUUGUAGAUAGAACAAUGUACAACAUAUUGACUUAUCGUGUAUUUAUAUAGAGUCGCUUGUGUCACAUCUCAGUGAAUACAGAAGGCGACGGCAGGAGUUGAAGAAAGGUAUACUUUUAUUAUAACGAAUGUUCAAUGUUGUGCUUGAUGCAUUAUUGUCUGAAGGGACAUCUCUGUCUGAUCUCCGUAAGCAUAAAGUGCUUUUAUUUUUUAUCUUCAUAUUAGAAACUUAAAGUGUUUAUAACUUGUUAAUUGUUAGGAAACUGUGCAGCCUGUGAAGUUGCAUUUUCGUCGCUUCUUACAAGAAGGGUAAGUGAAGAUUAUCAGAAAGAUUUUGUUUCUAAACAGAAUUGGAACGAUACACUGGGAGUUGCGGUACACACUGAUUAUUAGUGCAUUACACCUCUGCAUGGGAUGGGGGCUGGACGGUUGCCCAAUGCAUGCAUGCAGUUAAUUGUAGGGGGUCUACCUUUCCAAACAGGCUGCCGGAGCACCGGCGGGUGUUAUGAGGUUUACUGCCCUCUACUUUCUUUAACCAAUACCACAGUGUGCAUCCGUCUCACUUUAUUCGCUGUCGGUGGUUAUAAAGUACACUGGAUUUCGGCAUAACUUACUGUACCCACGGUUUGUGGCUGUAAAGUACGAAAGACUCUGGUUGAUUUAAACCUAUUUUGUGUAGAGAUACUGUCGGCGAUGUGGAGAUAAGUUUUGUUCAAAAUGUUGCAGACAUAACGUGAAGAAAGCUGCCCUCGGUGCAACUGGUAGGUUUUGUGUGCAACUGGAGAUUUUCAGUUGCCCAUUAUAUCUAUGGUAAGCAACUUCUAGUCUUCUGACGAAGCAACUUCUAGUCUGGUAAGCAACUUCUAGUCUUCUGACGAAGCGCAUGUCUCGAAACGUCUGACUCAAUAUACCAAACAAAGUAGUUUUUCUUCGGGUACUCCGGGUUCCUUUUGCAGUGACAUUGUACCAGUAAGGUUGACAUUGUACCAGUAAGGUUGACAUUGGACCAGUAAGGUUGACACUGACUGGACAUCCAGGGACGGCAGUUUAAAACUGACAGAGCUAGCCAGUUGAAAGUUACUCGUAGUUUUACCAACAGCAGGAACAUUCGUGCAGGUCCAAUCGAAGUCACAUCAACACUUAUUUCUUUCAGCCCCUGGGUCACGUGACCAGCGCGUUCUCGUGUGUAACGAUUGCUAUGGCAAACUGCGACUUGCGAAAGCUCCCGACUAAAGCUGCUCGUGAACAGUCGUGAUGUCUGAGAUGGGAGAGCCUGAAGAUGAGACUACAAGAUGCAGUAUAGAUGACAGUCCAGGAUGCACAAGACACGGCUGGAGAUUAUAUAUCGACCAAUGGAUCCUUGCUGUGUAACCACAUAAGCCUAAAAAUCGCCUCCUUUGGAGCAACGUAUGCACACAGAGUAACCAUAGUAACGCUUCUGUCAGUUAUACUGUAGGUGCUAUACCGCAUGAACCGUAAGUAAAUAAAAAUAUUUUUACUAAAUAUUGUUGUGUGAUACUUUGCUUGGUAUAGUUGUGUGAUCAUCUGACGUCCAAGCCAGUUCUAAUCAGUUGCUAGGGCGUCGGAGCUAACUAUUCGAGAAAGCAGAUUUUCCUGUUACGCGGUUUUGGAAUAACUCACUCAAAUCAUGAACAUAUUAUUAUAAAUAAUGAAUUCUAUUUUUUAAGUAAAUAUUGUGCCUAUACAGAAAGCCAGUAGGCCCAGUAACUUAUCAGUUUCUAGCAUGAAGUAGUCAUAAUAAAAAAAUUUCACUUAUUAAUGGUGUACUAACAAAGUCACUUUGUUUAGUGCUAUUGUCGUGCAACCAUGCCAUAUAGUUUCGAUUUUCUAUAAGUUUGGUUUUAAACGUCUUUCUGUGUAUCGUUAUUCAAUUGUCAAUAUGUUAUCCAAGCGGCUCAGUUUCCUUCAUCAGCCAGCGGUAAGCAGCCGUUUUCCCCUGCUCGUGCAACAUCUCGCCAACUUUUUCACGGCACAUCUCAUGGUAAUCGUUUAACCAAUUCACCUGAG